Meloidogyne enterolobii is the source of this 1379-nucleotide messenger RNA. The record is from the annotation of a GenBank genome assembly. NCBI's taxonomy places the organism in Eukaryota, Metazoa, Nematoda, Chromadorea, Rhabditida, Meloidogynidae.
UUCCCCAAAAAUACCCCUCCAAUCCACCAUUUUUUUUAUCUAAUAUGCUUCUUUAUUCAUUAAAAAUUUUAUUUUUAUAUUUUCGUUUUCUCCGUUUAUUUUUUAAUUUUUGGAUUUCAAUUUAUUUAAUUUUAAUUAAAAGAAUGACUGCAACAACAACAACAACUUCUUCAGACUUUUCCCCAAUAAUUUCACAAAAAUCAAGUUUUACUUCAGAACAGUCAAUGCCUAUAUUGAAUUUAGAAGCCAAAGAAUUAAUUACUAAAUCUGUUGUUGUUUAUUUGGAUAGGGCUGAGGUUAAGAGGAAAAUUGUUUUUCAGAGGCCCGAACAGAUUCAAUUGCCUUUUAAGAUGAUGAUUAGAAUUAAUAAUGUCUCUCCAAUGAUCGCGCGUGACUCAAUCCGCGUAGAUGGUCAAAGCGGUGUGCUAAUUUUGGAUGUUGAUUAUGUCGAAAUACCCCAAUUUUGUAAUAAUGAUGAUGGAAGUGAAAAUAUAUCUUUUCUUGAAAUGGAAACAACCGAUUUAGAGGGGAAUUGUGCUGCUUUAAACGAUCAAAUUGAUGUAUUACAGAAAAGGCUAGAUGUUCUAGAUGGUGUUGCUAAACAGAUAGGAAAGAAUGCCCUAGUUUCCACUGAUGCUGUUCAACAGAGACGUUGUGGAGUCCAAGCAGCUCAACAAAUACAAGACCAACAACAAAUAAAUGGGUGUAUUGAAGGUGGAGCACAACAAAAUGUUUCGAUGCAAUUUGCACCAACCAGCUUAUUUUUAUUAAAUGAGGAUUCAAUGAAGAAUUUGAGCUCAUUUCUUGAUUAUUAUGGUAAAACAGCUGGAGAAACGAGAAGCGAAUUGAGGCAAAAAGCAAAGGAAUUGGCCGAGUUAAAGGAAAGACUAGCAAAGUCUGAAUGGGAAUUGAACAAACAGAGAGGGAAAAUGGAAUAUGACAAAAAUAAAAGAAGCAUCAAUUUGCUCGUUGAAAUAUUGUCAAAUGAGGAGGAUUCUUCAAUUGACUCUUCUAUUGGGGAUGGACAAUGCGAACUUUUAUUGGUCUACCAAGUUUUUAGUUGUACAUGGAGGCCUUCGUAUUCGUUGAGAGCUUCGAGUUCUGGUGUCUUAAACAGCCGUUACUUGUCGAAAAGAAAAAUGUCUCGUUCUUCAUUGAAAAUUAAGGCUGGAACUAGCAACGAAAAUUUACCUGAAGAAAGGGAAGACGAGGAAGAGGAAAAUGAAGAAAAACGAGUAAAGGAAGAGGAAGAAAUUAAAAAGAAAGAAGAGAAACUUUUAAAAGAGAAAAAGGAACGAAGGGAGGAAGAUUGUUCUGAAGCUAUUCUUCUUUCCUUCCAUGGAAUGGUUGAGCAAAAUACUGACGAGGCAAAUUUUUAA